Messenger RNA from Pocillopora verrucosa, 4917 nucleotides. Its product is annotated as ribosomal protein S6 kinase alpha-5-like. NCBI's taxonomy places the organism in Eukaryota, Metazoa, Cnidaria, Anthozoa, Scleractinia, Pocilloporidae. The record is from RefSeq and is a predicted model, not a curated record. Gene Ontology annotation, biological process: regulation of DNA-templated transcription; peptidyl-serine phosphorylation; intracellular signal transduction. Gene Ontology annotation, molecular function: magnesium ion binding; protein serine/threonine kinase activity; ATP binding.
ACCGAAACCGUCUAUGUCGGGCGAACUUUGUGUAAUUUCUGCUUUUUCGCUGUUGAAAGCCUUUUAGGCUUCAAAGCGCGGCAAAAAUGGUGGAAAAUGGCUAUGAGAACACGAAACUGAUUCACCACGAGCUGAAAAACGCUAAUUUGACAGCUCAUGAAGACGAAAAGGUUGGACUGGAGAAUUUUGAGCUUCUCAAAGUUCUUGGAACGGGAGCAUAUGGAAAAGUUUUUCUCGUUCGUAAAAGAGGUGGCUACUUCACCGGGAACCUAUACGCCAUGAAAGUGCUGAAAAAGGCUACGAUCGUUCAGAAAGCGAAGACAGCUGAACAUACUCGCACUGAGCGACAAGUCCUGGAAGCAGUUCGCCGGUGUCCAUUUCUUGUCACAUUACACUGGGCUUUUCAAACAGAAUCAAAACUACAUUUGAUAAUGGAUUAUGUGAAUGGAGGCGAACUUUUCACCCACUUGUAUCAACGAGAGAAGUUCACAGAAGACGAAGUUAGAAUAUACAUUGGAGAAAUUAUUAUUGCUAUCGAACAUCUUCAUAGGCUCGGUAUAAUUUACCGUGACAUCAAAUUAGAGAACAUCCUAUUGGACUCUGAUGGGCAUGUGGUGAUCACAGACUUUGGGCUGAGCAAGGAGUUUUCAGCGCCUAACUCGGGCGAGAGAGCUUAUUCAUUCUGUGGAACAAUUGAGUACAUGGCCCCUGAAGUUGUCAAAGGUGGUAGUAGAGGGCAUGAUAAGGCAGUGGACUGGUGGAGUCUGGGUGUUCUCAUGUAUGAAUUGCUCACGGGAGCCUCACCUUUUACUGUUGAUGGCGAGAAAAAUAGUCAGUCUGAGAUUUCUAAACGAAUUCUGUAUAACAACCCGCCCAUGCCAGCAGACAUUUCAAGAGAAGUUGUGGAUUUACUUCUGAAGCUUUUGCAGAAAGAUCCAAAAGUGCGACUUGGAGCAAAGGGAGCCCAAGACAUAAAGGAUCAUCCUUUCUUCAAGGCAAUUGAUUGGGGGCUGCUUGCUGAGAGGAAGAUUGCUGCUCCCUUUAAACCUCGCAUUGGAUUUGAAACUGAUGUGAGUAACUUUGCAGAAGAAUUCACAGACAUGGUCCCCACAUAUUCACCAGCAGCCAUACCUAAGACUGCGGAUAGAAUUUUCAAGGGUUAUUCAUUUGUAGCACCCUCAAUAAUAUUUGGAGAAAAUGAAUUUACCAAGCGUCUGGUGGCAAACAAACCCUCAGAGCACAGGCCAGCUCCAGGUGCUGUAGAUUAUGCAGCUUUAUUUGAGGAUUCUCCUUUUUUUCGAAACUAUGCUAUUAGUGAUGAAGUUCUUGGUGAUGGAAGUUUUUCAACUUGUAGAAAAUGUGUCCACAUUAGAACUAGGGUUGCGUAUGCAGUGAAAGUUGUGAGCAGAAGGCGUGAUCAUAUCCGGGAAGAACAGUCUCUAAGAAUCUGUCAAGGUCAUCCUAAUAUUGUGCGACUGCAGGAGGUGUUUCAGGAUGAUUUCCAUACCUAUUUAGUUUUGGAAUUACUUGGAGGUGGAGAGCUCUUGGAAAGAAUACGGAAAAAGAAAAAUUUUUGUGAAGUGGAAGCAAGCAACAUAAUUAGGAAAUUAGCCUCUGCUGUGGAAUUCAUGCAUGGCCGAGGAGUUGUACAUAGAGAUUUAAAACCUGAGAACUUACUGUUUGUAGAUAAUUCAGAGGAUGCAGAACUAAAAAUUGUGGACUUUGGCUUUGCAAGACUUAAGCCAGAAAAUCAACCCUUAAGGACGCCUUGCUUCACGGCGGCUUAUGCUGCACCUGAAGUAAUCAGCCAAACUAUGAACAGAAGUGGCUAUGAUGAAUCAUGCGACUUAUGGAGUCUUGGAGUUAUAAUGUACACCAUGUUGUCUGGUCAGGUACCAUUCCAAAGCAGUCGUAGCUUUAGAUCUUCAGAUUUCAUCAUGCAAAGAAUAACACAUGGUGACAUCAGAUUUGAAGGGCAGCAGUGGGAGUCGAUAUCACCAGCUGCAAAAGACCUCAUCAAAGGGCUUUUAACAGUGGAUCCAAGCAAGAGACUAAAAAUUAGAGAAGUUGUGAACCACGAGUGGCUUAGGGGUGGUACAUGUCUGCCCCAUACCCCUCUCAUGACCCCAGGAAUUUUGGGCAAAGGACAUAAAAGGACUUACGUGGAGUCUGCAUUAAAUGUAACAUAUGAUGCUUUUAACAGAGCACAUAAGGAGGGAUUUACCUUAAUGGAUGUGCAACAAGCACCACUUGCCAAGAGACGGAAAAAGAACAAGACAACGUCAACAGAAAGUAGGUCUACCACAAGUAGUGAUCUAAGCAACAGUGGAGGAACAUCCCCCUUAUUAAAUCCAAGAUGACACUGGUCACUCAAAUGGUAAAUUUUUUUUGAAUAAUUUCGAACUUGUUACAAAUGGAGAAAAACUGUAGAUAUGGCACACUGUGAGUGAUGCAAAUACCGUGUAAGAAUGAAUGAAUUGCAGUUUGUAUGACUGAUAGACAAGUAUAAUUUGUUAAUAAAAUAUUUUAAGAAUAAUAGCAAUAUUAAGUUCACUUGGAAAUGUAGUUUGAAGGUGGAUGUUAAACAAUUUGCUGUUGUGGUGAGAAUGAAAUUUUAUAAUUUAUUGUGUGAUAUGAGUUUUUGUAGUGCACAAGGUUGCAUUUUAACAAUUUUUUUUUAGAAAACACACUCAAAUAAUUUGCGAUACAUAAUGACAAGAUUUUGGGGUACUUUAUAAUUACUAGUCAAGAUUGGUUGGGGACACAAAUUUCUUAAAAUUGUAGUGUAUAUAACAGUAAGUUAUUAUUUCUUGUAAUAGGACUGAAAGUAAUGUUACAAUGGCAUCCAUUGGAAUCCUCAUUAUAAUAGUUAUUAGUAAUACUUGUUCUUAUGACUAUGCUGUAUGUCCAUAUAAAAGCUCUUGUCAAGAUUUUUUUUUUUUCAAAUAAAUGUUUGGGCACACAGUAGAGCAAAAAAUUAUAUAGAGGUAUUGUAGAUGACCUGAAAGUUAUGACUCACCAACUGGUAGAAAUUGCUAGCCUUCUGCCUCUCUUCAGAAGUUCUUGAAAUGGAAUUCUUACCCUUUCCUGCCCAAGGGAAAUGCCAAAUUUUUUCUAAAAUGAGAGUAAUGAACCACUAGAUAUAGACCAUGUAUAAUAUAUCAUUUUAUAGGUUUUUUUGGGGUGCAUGCUAUAAAGGACACCAACAGAUGUAGAGGAGGUAACUGAAAGACUGUCUGAGAAGUGUCCAAAGUGUAGAAUAAAAAACCUUGACAUUUUUUGUUUGCCUUGUACAUGUAGAGUAUACCACUAAACUAUAGGCUAAAUUGCAACCCUCAGAGCAUUGAUUGUGGUGAGAUAUCACCUGAACCAAAACAGUGCAAAGACAAAAAGUUCCAAAAGUUGCAGGAGUGGUAAACCAAGUCUUAUAUUGGAGGGGACCAUGGUUUUAUGCCUUCAAUGUGCAGAUCUUUCAAUGACCUUUUGGUUGCAAAAAAUUCAGAAAAAAUGAAUAAAUAUUUAGUAUGUAAUGGCAUCCUGUGCUAUAUGGUACUUUUGAGCUGGAAAGGGUUAAGAAACUGAACUGAUGUUAAAAUAAUUGGCAUUCAUAGAUACCCAUCUGAGUGUACAGUGAUCAUAAAAAAUUUCUUUUUUCAACACAUCCUUCUCUCUUUAACUCCUAAGAUCUGAUUGUUAAUUCUCCCUUCUAGCCACCACAUAUUUCCUUGUGAAUUAGUUUCGAGAAUUUGAUUUUAGAUCCAAGUAACAACUUAAGCCUAAGCCUAAGUUUCAGUAUAUUUAUUUCCUGUUUGCAAAAUGAUGUUUGAAUAUCAUGAGAAGUCACAUUAAUUUUUAAUGACUUUUGGGAGUUAAAGGGUUAAAAUAGCCCUAAUUUUAUAGCAUGCAAUUUUGAAUUUUUUUUUUUAUUUUAAGCUUACUUUCCUAAUAAGCCAUUUUACAGUUGUGUUCUUAAUUGCCAAGCCUUUGAUUUGGAGUGAGGCUGAAGGUGACCUUGUGAUAGAGACCAAUAUCUAGUAAGCAUGAUAACAAAGUAAUUUACAUUUGAAAAGCAGCAACAUUUUUAUCCCAACAAGGUCAAUCUUAGCAGCCUCACUUCUGUUCAAAGGCAUGGCAGACAAGUUGGCAACUGUUAAAUGGAUUAUUAUUAAUAAUGUCUGCAGUCAAUUUUUGUAAUGAAAAUGUUUCUCUCUUCUGGAGCACCAAGUAGCCAGGGUUUUAGAUAUAUUUGGGUAACCCUACUUUGUUAGUUUUUCUGAUCACCAAAGUGUUCUUUUUUUAUUUGGUAAGGAAUUUGACUUCAAGAAAGUUUCUCAGGGAGUUUCACUUUGAGGUGAUAAUGGGUAAUAUUGGCCUGUUUACUUACCUUGUGCUAACAAACAAGAACUGUUUUCACAAUCAGUGUCUGUAAAAUAAAUGCUUGCACUCAGUAUUAAUUGCAAAACUUGAAAUAGGUCUACUGUACUGUAAUUAAACAAUGGUAGUGGUUAAAAUUUUUGUCAUUAAGAACACUAAUAGUAAGUAACACAUUCAAGCUUUUUUACAAACUACAUGAAUUGCGAAUUUUGUUUUGUUUUUCAUUACGAGCCUUAAAAGUCUUCCAGAUCUUCAGGAAAAUUGUUUGAAAGGCUGAAAAUCAAGGCAACAUUAUGUCGCAUCACUAGUAAAUAUUAACUGUUAUCGACAAUACGUAAUGGUCUGCAUUUUUAUGCCAAACGCAUGUUUUUUCCUUUUUGUCUGAAGUGUAGCUAUUUUCAAGGAGUGAGAACAGACAAUGUAAGUAUGAGGAAAGACAAGUAAGGUUGGAAAGAUAAUCGAUUAAUGUAAUUACAGGUAGCACAAGUUGACCAGAUUGAAUAAUAAAUGAGGCUUUUAAAAAGUUUCAAAAUGUAGACAGAA